AUGUCUGAACCGGUGCCUGGCCCAUCUACUGUCAGUCAAUGUGCGCUCUGCUCUCAACCUUCAAAGUAUACUUGUCCACGAUGCAGCGUAAAAACAUGCUCCCUUGUUUGUUCUAAAUCCCAUAAAUCCAAAGACAACUGCUCUGGCGAAAGAGACAAGGCUAAAUAUGUCCCCAUGAAUGAGUAUGGCUGGGGAGCCCUAGCGGAUGACUAUAGUUACUUGGAGGAUUUGGGGAGGAAUGUUGCUACUUGGGGGAGGGAUUUGAGCAAAGGGAAGGGGAAAUGGAAGGGGAGGAGUCCAAAGUUAGAGGCCUUGAGGGUCCAGCUUGCUACGAGGGACAUCAAGAUUCAAUUUGUCGCAGAAGGGAUGGAAAAGAGGAGGCUAAAUCAGAGCUCCUGGGAUCCUAGAUAUUAUACACAAUCGCACGAAACCAAACUUCCGGGACAAGAAACCAAAUAUCAAGCACCUACACUUGCUAUCCGCUUGGGCUCGACAUCCGCUGCUGCGAGGCCGAAAAUUCGAAAAGUGUUUUACCCACUUGACCCCAAUAGGUCGCUGCAGGAGUGCCUAAAGGGACAAGAAAUGGUCGAAUAUCCUACCAUUGACGUAUUUGCUUCAAAGACCGUAUUCUGGCAAGAACCUCCAUUGAAGAAGAGAAAGACAGACACUGGUAUUGGAGGGCUGGUCGGAUAUGGAGAUGAUAGCCAGUCGGACUCGGACGUAAGUCACGGGGCAGGCUCGGAGGAAGAAGGAAUUGGGAUUUUAGGGGGCUAUGAGAGCGCCGAGGAUGUAGAUGAAGGCCUCGGAGAGAGCUAG
Molecule: messenger RNA, 816 nt
Organism: Rhizoctonia solani
Lineage: Eukaryota; Fungi; Basidiomycota; Agaricomycetes; Cantharellales; Ceratobasidiaceae
Product: Zinc finger HIT domain-containing protein
Exons: 3
Coding region: 1-816 (271 amino acids)
Biological process (GO): snoRNA localization; box C/D snoRNP assembly; maturation of LSU-rRNA from tricistronic rRNA transcript (SSU-rRNA, 5.8S rRNA, LSU-rRNA)
Cellular component (GO): pre-snoRNP complex; nucleus
Source: RefSeq, a predicted model, not a curated record